Molecule: messenger RNA, 2084 nt
Organism: Echinops telfairi (small Madagascar hedgehog)
Lineage: Eukaryota; Metazoa; Chordata; Mammalia; Afrosoricida; Tenrecidae
Gene: SNX5
Product: sorting nexin 5
Exons: 14
Coding region: 142-1359 (405 amino acids)
Biological process (GO): intracellular protein transport; pinocytosis
Cellular component (GO): endosome
Molecular function (GO): dynactin binding; phosphatidylinositol binding
Source: RefSeq, a predicted model, not a curated record
GCGCGCUCUUUCUCGCGACGCGCCCUGCGGGCUGGGUGGCUGCUAGAGACAGUUCCUGGGCUCUGGCCCUUGGUCUGCUGUGUCUGCGCGGUGCAGAGCAAGGCCAGGCAAAGGCAGCCCCUUCUCGAGACCCGCGUCGCCAUGGCCGCGGUUCCCGGGUUGCUGCAACAAGAGGAGGAGGAAGACCACAGCAAGCUUAGAGCUGUGUCUGUGGACCUAAAUGUCGAUCCCUCACUUCAGAUUGACAUUCCUGAUGCGCUCAGUGAGAGAGAUAAGGUCAAAUUUACAGUGCACACAAAGACAACACUGUCCACAUUUCAGAGUCCAGAAUUUUCGGUUACGAGGCAACACGAAGAUUUUGUGUGGUUACAUGACACUCUUAUUGAAACACCAGAUUAUGCUGGACUUAUUAUUCCGCCUGCUCCUGCAAAACCGGACUUUGAUGGUCCUCGAGAGAAGAUGCAGAAGCUGGGAGAGGGCGAAGGGUCUAUGACUAAAGAAGAAUUUGGCAAAAUGAAGCAAGAACUGGAAGCUGAGUAUCUUGCUGUCUUUAAGAAGACUGUAUCCACCCAUGAAGUCUUUCUUCAGCGGCUUUCAUCUCACCCAGUUCUUAGUAAAGAUCGAAACUUUCAUGUGUUCCUGGAAUAUGAUCAGGAUCUAAGUGUAAGGCGGAAAAAUACCAAAGAAAUGUUUGGCGGCUUUUUCAAGAGUGUAGUGAAAAGUGCUGAUGAAGUCCUUUUUUCUGGAGUGAAGGAGGUGGAUGACUUUUUUGAGCAGGAGAAAAAUUUCCUCAUUAACUAUUACAAUAGAAUCAAGGAUUCGUGUACAAAAGCUGACAGAAUGACCAGAUCUCAUAAAAGUGUUGCAGAUGACUAUAUCCACACUGCAGCCUGUUUACAUAGUCUGGCUUUAGAAGAGCCCACGGUCAUCAAAAAGUACCUUUUGAAGGUUGCUGAGCUGUUUGAGAAACUUAGGAAAGUAGAGAACCGAGUGUCAUCUGAUGAAGACUUAAAGCUGACAGAGCUCCUUAGAUACUACAUGCUCAACAUAGAGGCUGCUAAGGAUCUUUUACACAGACGUACCAAAGCUCUCAUUGACUACGAGAACUCAAAUAAAGCUUUGGAUAAGGCCCGAUUAAAAAGCAAAGAUGUUAAACUGGCAGAGACACACCAACAGGAAUAUUGCCAGAAAUUUGAACAGCUUUCUGGAUCUGCAAAGGAAGAAUUGACUAAUUUCAAAGAGAAGAGAGUGGCAGCAUUUAGAAAGAAUCUCAUUGAAAUGUCUGAGUUGGAAAUUAAGCAUGCCAGGAAUAAUGUGUCCCUCUUGCAAAGCUGCAUUGACUUGUUUAAGAACAACUGAUCUGCCUUUGUUCUGAAUGAAGGAGAAGAAACAGAACAAAUGUGAAAGCCAGCCUCACUUGCACUUCAAUCAUUAGCCAUGGAAGAUUUAUUAGUUUCUUACUUUAGUUUAAAAUGAUGUGAGUAAAUACUUUGAUUUCUAAAAAUCUUAACACUUAACCAUGUUGGUUUAAAGCUAUUUUUAUUGCAUAUUUCUUGGUCAUAACUAAUCUUUUUCGUACGCAUUUAAUACCUCAAAGUUGUCAGAAUCUAACUGCAGUGUUCUCCUGUAGUUUAUUUUUAUUAAGAAAGGGUGUGGGAAACAUGUGCCUUCUGGAAACAAGGAUAAGAAAUUGCCUGGCACAUGCUUGCCUCACUAUGUGUCCAUGUCCCCACAAACAUAUUUUAAGAUAGGGGAUCACUUAUGGCAAAUACUUGUCACAAGUCACAGGCAUUCUGUUUCUUAGGUCUCUCUGUUGACCCCAUGGUUUUUUAGCCAUCUCAUGUGUGCACUAUACCAAGAGCAAGAUCAUCUCGUUGAUCUUUGUACACUCUUUGCAUGCAGCUCCGUUUUUGAAGUUGGGAUAUCAGGAGAAGGACGCUGAAACAAGUGUGCUAUGAUCUCUUAUAGAAAAUGGUCAGCUCUCCACAAGAAUGUGUUAUCCUUUUUUGACACCUCCUAGUGAGGAGCAUUGUAAGAAUUUGGCUUUUAUUUUUCAUAAAUAAAGUAUGUGAUAAACUAAUAAA